GUGCUGCACGACCAACUCCACCCAUCGCCUUAAAAUAAACAUCGCUUUCUUUUGAUUACAACUUCAUAUAUACACACUUAUAUAUAUUCAAGGUUCUCGUCAAGAUAAUCGUGCCCAAUCGUUUCAACAUAGUCAACCGUCUGUCUUGCAUCCGACGAUCCUAUCCUGUUCAAGAGGAAAUCUAUCCCCGAGGCUUUCGUCAGUAUUACUUCAGGCUUCCAAAUUCCAUUUUCCUGCUGCCUAUGGCGGAGUCUCAAUCACUCCUGUCCUGACCAAGCGAUCAAUAUUGUUCCUGAUCAGCCAUCGUUGUCCCCAUUAAGUUCGUGUGUAUAUCUUCUGAAGUUCCAAAAGAUACAGCCUCGAAAAUCAUUUUUAUCGUUCGAGAAAAUCUACAAUUGUUUUUUGUAUCUAAUUCCCCCACGUUUACGCUUCACACCGGAAUAUCAUUAAACGCUCCAAAGUCUUGCGAUCUCACAAUACCUCGGAUAGCUGGCUGAGAUCUUUCUGAUUGAGAUCUGAUGAUAAGAACAAAACAAAACAUCUGAUUCUCCUCUGUUUGUUGUUUGUUUUGCUCAAAGAGUUUGGUUUGGGAUUCGGCGGGGCUCAAUUGAGGGGCAUCAAGCGACUUUCCUCCUAAUCUCGACACAAUUAAGACCGUGGGUAGAAAACCGUCGUGGAUAGUGCAUCCUCGAAACCAAAACACCUAAAAUCAUCUUAAAUGGUCACUAUGAAUCUCAACCUACCUAUACGGACUGCUAGUCGAAGAAACGAUGAAAGUCGAAACCACUACAUCUCUGGCAACCAUACUCCCACCUCUUCAACCGAGGCAAUUGCUGGACCAAUACGAGAGCCAGCACCCGUCAAUGAAAGAUUAAUUGUUGGACUGGAUUUCGGGACAACAUAUUCUGGCGUUGCUGUUGUGUACACAUCGAACCCCGAUGAUGUAGAUAUCAUCAAAACUUGGCCCGGAAGUAACGGAAUUACAUCUGAUAAAGUGCCAACAGAAAUUGGAUACUCCAAACCUCCAGGAUCGCCAGUUGGAACUGAACCGACGAUAAAAUGGGGCUGUCAAUUUCGUCCCGAGGAACCUCGACUGCGAUGUAUCAAACUUUUUCUCGACCGAUCUCAAAAACUACCUUUCUAUGUUAGUCCGGCUGAAACUGCCAACCAGCUGAAAGAGCAUAGCAAAAAUGUCGUCGAUGCUGUCAGUGAUUACUUAACUCAAAUCUACAAGCAUACUAUGGAAACCCUAACCCGCCGAUAUGGAGAAUUAUUCAUGUCAACUACGAAAGUCGAAUUUGUUCUUACCUGUCCAGCAGUCUGGUCUGAUGCAGCGAAGAAUACCACACUUCAAGCUGCAGAGAGGGCAGGAAUGGGUGACAAGUCGGCAAUUCAGAUGAUCAGUGAGCCUGAGGCUGCUGCGGUCUAUACCUUGAAAGCCAUUCAACCAAAUCAUCUACAAGCUGGUGACAACUUUGUAGUAUGUGAUGCCGGAGGUGGCACUGUUGAUCUCAUCGCCUACAAAAUUAUAUCUCUGAAGCCGUUGCAAGUAGAAGAGUCCGCUGUAGGCACUGGCGGGCUUUGCGGGAGCGCGUUCCUCAAUUAUCGAUUUGAGGAACAUUGCAAGAGUCGGAUAGGAGUUGCACGGUUUGAAGAGAUGAAAAUGAAGAAAGCCAAGUCAUGGCAAAUGGGGCUGAAAUACUGGGAAGAAUACGUGAAGCGAGAUUUCGACGAAGAAAACGAUACAGAAUUCAAUAUUCCUCUCCCUGGCCUAGCAGAUGACAUAGAUGCUGGUCUGGAUGGUGGAUUUUUUAUUAUGACAACUGCUCAAGUCAAAGAUAUUUUCGAGCCAGUCGUCAAAGAGGUGUGCGAUCUAGUUCAAGGCCAAGUUGAUGGUAUUAGACAAAAAGGGGGUAUCGUCUCGGGUAUUGUGCUUGUGGGAGGAUUUGGACAAAGCAAUCAUUUAUAUAAAAGAUUAAAAUCACAUUUCAACAGUGCAGCGCCACCACCUUACAGCGAACGACCAACUCACGCACAAUCUAUGGCCAUGGCUGAAAGCAAUUCUGUAGAGGUUAUGCAGCCUAUCAACGCAUGGACUGCCGUGGUCCGAGGAGCGGUUCUCAAAGGAUUGGAAGGAAGCGUGGUGGUAUCCAGAAAAGCGCGGAUGCAUUAUGGAACUUCUUAUGCAACGGUAUAUGAUGAGGAUAAACACAAUGUUAGUGAGAGAUAUUGGAGUCCAUUAUGGGAACGUUGGAUGGUCAGCGAUAGGAUGCAAUGGCAUCUAAACAAGGGUGAUACUCUCAACACAGACACUCCCAUCUCUUUCCACUAUACGCGCAAUUUCCGCCCAGGGCAAUCGUUAAUCGUAUCCGAUGAUCUUAUUGCUUGUGAUUCGGACGGCGAACCACCGGCAUCCUACACGAGGGACCUAAUAAGCGUGUGCACGCUCACCACGGAUCUGGGAGCCGUACCAAAGAGUCUGUAUACGAGAUUGACGACUACGAGGGGAGUGGAAUUUCUCAAUUUAGAUUUCACUCUCGAGAUGGUGGUAGAAAGCGCCGGGCUGGCGUUUGAAUUAAAAGUGGAUGGGUAUAGGUAUGGAAGAGUGGAAGUCGAAUUUCAUUGAGGGGCAGAUCGAGAUGAUAUUUUGAGAUGAUGCCAUGAUCAUUUGCGUUGCAUGCAUCCAUAUAUAUAUAUAUACUAGCGAUAUCAAGAGCAUCUAGACUUUUAUAGUGAUCAUCAAUCAAUUUAUUAAAUUCUUUUGAGAUUUUCUUGCA
Messenger RNA from Botrytis cinerea B05.10, 2777 nucleotides. RefSeq lists its product as hypothetical. The transcript has 3 exons. The coding region runs from base 719 to 2626 and encodes 635 amino acids. The record is from RefSeq and is a predicted model, not a curated record. NCBI's taxonomy places the organism in Eukaryota, Fungi, Ascomycota, Leotiomycetes, Helotiales, Sclerotiniaceae. Gene Ontology annotation, molecular function: ATP-dependent protein folding chaperone; ATP binding.